Molecule: messenger RNA, 4245 nt
Organism: Pomacea canaliculata
Lineage: Eukaryota; Metazoa; Mollusca; Gastropoda; Architaenioglossa; Ampullariidae
Product: somatostatin receptor type 2-like
Exons: 1
Coding region: 48-1361 (437 amino acids)
Biological process (GO): G protein-coupled receptor signaling pathway
Cellular component (GO): neuron projection; membrane
Molecular function (GO): G protein-coupled opioid receptor activity; peptide binding
Source: RefSeq, a predicted model, not a curated record
CGACAUCCUCAACGUCGACAGUGACAACGGAUAUUUGAAAAAAAACAAUGGCUGCCAGAAGAGAAUAUAUUCCAUUCAACGACAACGGCAACUCAACCGACGUGCUAGAGUACUGCGAUGACGUCACGCUACCCACCAACACCAGCAACUUUUCGUUCCCGAGCUUCGAGACGAUGGAGAAAGCCCUGACAUGGUUCUGCGCCGUCUGCUACAUUCUUGUCUUCCUCCUCGGCUGGCUGGGCAACGGUCUCGUCAUCUACGUGGUCCUGCGCUACGCCAAGAUGAAGACUGUCACCAACAUGUACAUCCUCAACCUCGCCAUCUCCGACGCGCUCUUCAUCGUCAGCCUUCCCUUCCUGACGACCACCAGCAUCCUCAAGCACUGGGUGUUCGGCUUCGCCAUGUGCAAGAUCUACUUCGUCCUCUUCUCCAUCAACCUGUUCACUGGUGUCUUCACGCUGGCGGUGAUGAGCGCUGACCGCUACCUGGCCGUGUGUCAUCCUAUCCGCUCCAUGAAGUACCGAACCACACGCAUCGCACUGUUCCUUUGUCUCGGCAUCUGGUCCGUGUCCUUCUGUGUCAUGCUGCCGGUAAUACUCUACUCUAACACUGUUCUGCAGUUCAACAGAACGGAGGAGCGGUACACCUGCACCAUCGUCUGGCCGGAGGGCCAACCUAUCCCUGCCGACAAAGCCUUCAUCUGGUACAGCUUCAUCUUGGGCUUUGCCAUCCCAGUGUCUCUCAUCGGCGUCUUCUAUGUCCUCGUGGUGCUGCGACUGGGCAAGGUCGGGCCGACAAAGAAGUCCAAGGAGAAGAAAAAGUCCAACCGUCGGGUCACCCGCCUGGUGCUGACCGUCAUUUCAGUCUACGUUGUUUGCUGGCUGCCGUACUGGACUUUUCAAGUUUACAUCACCUUCCUCCUGCACGAGAAAGAGUCGCUGAAGAUAUGGCAGAUUAUCCUCUUCAACGGCUUCACCGUGCUAACCUUUGCCAACAGCAUGCUCAACCCCGUGCUGUACGCCUUCCUCAGCGACAACUUCCGGAAGAGCUUCAUUAAAGCCUUCAAGUGCGUCUCGCCCAAGGAGGUCAACAAGUCGCUAGGCAACGAGAACAGCAUGUUCCCCAAGAAUAGUCAGACGUACACCAAGUGCUGCGCCGCCACCACUGAGGAGCGCCUGGAGCUGUCCGCCUUCGACAACAACGGCAGCAAGAUGCACUGUGGGAUCUCCGUUGAUGCCCACUGCAGCAACGCCACCCAGUCCACCGUUCCUGGACGACUUCACCGGAAAGACCUUCCAGGACGACCAGGGAUUCCUCAAGCCUCCCGUAGUCUUGUGAUUCUCUUGCUGUGUGUGGUGUAGCUGGUGUAGAGACCUGACACCCACCGGUGUUCUUGUGAUGCUCGUGGGUGGUAGAUGGACUGACUGGGUGCAGAGAGUUGGCGUGGCAGAUGCUUUGGGGAGGGGAUCUUCUCUGGUGGCUGCUCCACCCGCAUUUUCCACGUGCUAAUCUUAACAAUCAAAGCUGUGCUUGUUUACUUUGUGACACUGAUUUCAGUAGGCAGGAUGUUUUCAGUAAAAUCAGUUUUUUAAGAGUUACUCUAUGACAUGAAAACAGGAUGUGUUUGCUACCACUGUCUCACAAUAGAAUACAAAACCUGUGGUCGCUUUGAAAACGGAUAAUAAACAACUUCUCUAAUGGCCAGACAAAACCCUUGCUCUAAGCACAGCUGUCUAGUUCCGGCGUCUGCAUAGUAACUAUAAAUGAACCAUUGUUUUAAUAGGCUUUAGGCGAAAGAACAAAAGAAGGUAAACAGUGAAUUUUCAUCGUGUUAGUUAAAAGAGAACAAAUCUCACAUCUGGCUCAGACCAGCAAAGGAAAAAUCCACCGGCAAAGAAAUGGUCAGAGGCAAAUAUUGCAAAAUAAUCUAGAAUGCACUUGUUAAUUCAUAAGCGAAACGAACCACAACAACAAAUAGCAACAUAAAGAGGUUGUGCCUCUGAUGACAACAGCGAUGAUCCGUGAGGUCACAAGAACAACAUUCUAUUCACUGUGACAAGUGUGACAAGUGUCACAAAGGAAAAGACCUCACCACAGUCCUCUUUGUGUGACUCAGUCGCGAGCUAACCCAGCUGUCAGUUCUCCGAAUGUCGCCGUGUGAAAAGUCAUCAGAAAAGACAACAACAACAACAGCAGCAACAUUAACAACAACAACAACAACAUGGCAUUGAGUGUCCUGCACCUCUCACUGUAGCUAAGCAACCACAAGAGGACAUGCGGACAAAAGACGCUGACCCUGGGAAGUGAGGUCAGACAGACGAGAGUGACGACGAGGAAAGAGGAUGAAGGGAACAGUCACGUGACGAGCUGUCCUUAGACUUCAUUAUCUUGACGAGGACAUCACAGAGGUAUACACAUGGCGAAUCAUACUAUGUAACACGAAUUUUGUAUCACGUGUUCAGAGACGACUCUUACACCUGAUGGUUUGGGGGAUUGGAAACGAUGGAGGGAAGGGAGUGAACCCAACUAUCUGAGCAUGGUUCCCCUUUAUUAACAUUAGCGAUGGCAAGAACCAAUCACCGAUUACAGGAGGGCCGCAGUAUUGUACAAGGCAGAUGGCGCACAGUACGAUGUCUUCAUAUUAAAGGAAAGAAUAGAAAAUAAAACGCAGAUUCCAUUGGACAAGAACACAAUAGUUUUACGCUUGAUGACGAAGAUUGUUUACUGUAAAUAAAAAAAAAUUAUUCAGGCCAGGCGGGAGUGAACAGCGGUAAAGGACAGGCUUAGAUAACUUUCUUUGGAGUCAGCUCCGAUGUCGCAAGACUGACUGUGGGGAGAACCACCAGCAGACUUCCUGUAGCAGUGACAGACGACAAACAUUCUGUAAUGUAGUGUCCACCUCUCAAAUCAAAUUACACGAGUUUAAUUCUGCUAACAUCUUUCACGAUUUAAUCAGGUUGUCGUCCAUAAAAAUCAUUGUCCCUCACUGUCCCUCAAGACAAUGGAGGCGAACCCCUAUGGUAGUGUCAUCCAGUAAGCCCUGGAGACAAGCGAGAUCGGGAAAAGUCUGUGAACUCUUCAAUCAAGACACUAGUGAUUAAUUGAUUCAUUAUUCUAAAUGCCUGAGGACUUUAAUUAUCUAAAUGGCGGCGACAAAGAUAAUGAAAUAUAUGCGUGCGCCUCUGUGUACAUAUGUAUGUGUGCAUGUUAGUAUUCUGUAUGUAUAUCUUCAACAUUUUUAAACCUUUUGCAUAUAUGUAUAUCUGAGAAAAAGCUACACAAAACAGAUGUCCUGAAGUGAAGCAGGUCAAGAAAAUUAGUUUAACAAGUCGUAAAGUGGUCAAAGGUUUAUUGUGUCUCACCAUGUAUCAGACUUUGUUUAUUUGUCAAUAAGAUAGAGAAUGUGGCGAUACAAAGUGGUAGUGAUACACAAAUGUGGCUACAUAACAAAUAUAUUGACCUGCAGACUCUUGCCUGAAACAUUCAGUGAUCCUGUUAACCAAUGUCUAUGUUAAUCAAUCUCUAUGUUUAUUUGUGUCACUGGCUGCCUCGUCCACUGCCAUUUUAUUUGUUUUUGUCAGUCGUGUCAGUCAAGAAAAUCGUAAAAAUAUAGUAUUGUUGACAGAUAUGGACAAGUUGAAGCUUGAUGACUUUUUAUUGAAUUACUUGUAGACUAGAAUGGAAAUUGCAAUGACAAGUGUUUAAAAAUGUAUGUCGCACUAAAACACAAGAGAUUUGCUUCAUGUUCAAAAUUAUGUCUAGCAGUUACUUUAUACAGACCUUUUCUUUAUUCUCUGUUUCUUCAUUACUGGCUUCUACCUUCUAUUUCCUCGUUAUAUCCCACGCUUCCUAAUUUGUUGUCUUUUUUAUUUUUAUGUUUUAAAUGUUCCUUCUUUCUUUCUUUUCCUACUUGUUUGCAAUGUUUCCAUACUUAGUAUUCCACAAUAAACAUUCUACUGUUUUCGUGGGUAAAGUCCCAGCCCUUAAAGUCCUCGCAAGUGAAACAGAAUCAUCAUCUCUGACCAGUGAUGUGAGCAGGCGCAACACGAACAGGCUAGACAUUAAAGAAAGUAAUUGGGAAGGAAGGAACUAAGCGGGAUAACUCGUGUGUUAGGGGCACUAACUGCCUUAAGCUUACAGUCCCCCUCUUCCUCUCCUCAUCUUCUCUCCUCCAUGUCCUCAUGUCUGACCUUGCUGAGCUGAUUGUUUAGUUGUUGUUCCUCAAUGUCCGAGGGCUGCCUUGUG